UCCGCGGGAACACGAGGAAUCCUACGCGCCGGGCCGCUCAGACGGAUCCAACAAGCAGUGAAGUUGUCAAGGCAUCGACCUGGACUCGGCCGUGACCUUGUGGUCCAACUCAAAUGCGAACCAUGACCCACCCAACUUCGCUUGGCAGUUGCCUUGCGCGCGCGUGCGCCUCAAGCGGCAAGUAAAUAUGGCGGGAAGUCGACGGCCGAUUGUCGAUGACGUGAAGUCAUCUCUGAUGGCGGGCAGCGAGGCAGCGAAAAUAGCAAUCUACGUCGAUAAAACUGGCGUGAUGCGGCCAGUUCCGGUGGCUGGCGAUUGGUGGCCGACGUCGACCAAAGAUCAAGCCUUGACGGAGAAUGCAGUGCAAUCGAUAGUGGAGGCUGCUGGUUGGGGCAUUGUUCGCCGUCCGGCAUGGGACAACCGUAGCUGUGGGAUGAGUAGGAAGAUGCAAUGCAGCGCUGAUCAGGCUGUGUCGUGGGCGCUUGAGAGCAGCAGGUACAAAGCACGAUCAACAUCAGCAAGUGCAGUGUGGUGUGCCGUGCGAGCGAGUCUGAGAUGGGACCAGCCGCAGAAGGGCUGCCCUGGUGUAUUACCUGGCACGCGGGCCGGGAAGCACUGUGAUAGUUCAGAUGACAGUCGGCAGGACCAACUGAUUGGAUCAGGCUGCCGGCGAAGGUUGCCGUGCCUGGCAUCUAAGAGUUGGCAGGUUGGAGGUUGGGAGUUUGACGAGAAGGAUGGUUGGUUCUCUAGGUACGGAUAGAUGGUUUCUCUUCUCUACCUACCUACCUACCUAGCGAGGUGGGGGAGACUUGCACUUCCAUGGUCCGAG
Messenger RNA from Colletotrichum navitas, 829 nucleotides. RefSeq lists its product as uncharacterized. The transcript has 2 exons. The coding region runs from base 188 to 760 and encodes 190 amino acids. Lineage: Eukaryota; Fungi; Ascomycota; Sordariomycetes; Glomerellales; Glomerellaceae. The record is from RefSeq and is a predicted model, not a curated record.